AUCUUCUGAGAGCUGCCCAACAUAGUGCCUGAUCGCCUUCUAAUGUUUAAUUUGUGGUGAAUUAAAUUAAUUAAAUUCGCGAUAAACUAUAUUAGCAACUCUCAUGAUGUACAGACCGCUUUCGGCUGUUUAGUUUCGCUGUUUUUGAUCUAGAUUCUUACGGUGUUUUUGGCUUUUCCCGCGGGCAGCUCGAGUGUUUGGCGUCGGAUAAACAUGGCGGAGCUGAAGGACUGUGCUGAACUGAAGGUUAUCUUGAAGAUCUUCAGCUCUUAGAGAUCCAGAGAGCGUUCAGAGUCUGUCAGAGUUGAUGAUUCAGCAGGAGAAGCCGUUGGCGGGCAGCAUGCCGGUGGUUUGGCCCACGCUGCUCGACCUCAGCAGAGAUGAAUGCAAACGGAUCCUGCGUAAACUGGAGCUCGAGGCGUACGCCGGCGUGAUCAGCGCUCUGCGAGCUCAAGGAGAUCUCACUAAAGACAAGAAGGAGCUGCUGGGAGAACUGACUCGAGUGCUGAGUAUCUCCACAGAGCGUCAUCGAGCCGAGGUGCGCAGAGCCGUCAAUGAUGAGCGUCUGAACACCAUCGCCUAUCACAUGUCGGGGCCGAACAGCUCGUCUGAGUGGUCGAUCGAGGGCCGUCGGCUGGUUCCUCUCAUGCCCAGACUGGUUCCUCAGACGGCCUUCACGGUGACGGCUAAUGCAGUGGCUAACGCUACGGCCCACCAGAACGCCUCGCUGCUGCUGCCCGCCGAAACCGCCAACAAAGAAGUGGUUGUGUGUUACUCGUACACCAGCACGAGCUCCACCCCUCCCAGCGCCUCCGCUCCCAGCAGCAGCGCAGCAGCGGCCGUCAAAUCCCCUCGACCCGCCAGUCCCGCCUCCAACGUGGUGGUGCUGCCCAGCGGGAGUACGGUCUACGUCAAGAGCGUGAGCUGCUCCGAUGAGGACGAGAAACCUCGUAAGAGACGGAGGACCAACUCUUCAAGCUCCUCCCCCGUUCUGCUGAAGGAGGUGCCUAAAGUGGCCACACCCACCAUUUCCAAAACCAUCACGGUCCCUGUGAGCGGCAGCCCGAAGAUGAGCAACCUGAUGCAGAGCAUCGCCAACUCGCUCCCGCCGCACAUGUCUCCAGUGAAGAUCACCUUCACCAAACCCUCCACCCAGACCACCAACACCACCACGCAGAAGGUGAUAAUCGUCACCACGUCUCCCAGCUCCAACUUCGUGCCAAACAUCUUGUCCAAGUCUCACAACUACGCGGCCGUGUCUAAGCUGGUGUCGAGCGCGGCGCUCACGGCGUCCAAUCAGAAACAGACCAUGGUGAUUUCCAGCGCGGCCCCGGGGCCCAGUCCUGUCGCCGUGACGACCGUGGUGUCCUCCACCCCGUCAGUGGUGAUGUCAACCAUCGCACAGGGUGGGUCGUCCACCGCAGUGAAGGUGGCCUCCACCCGUCUGCCGUCACCGAAGGCUCUGGUCGGCUCUCCGUCUCAGAUCCUGCAGAUUCCCAAAGCGCAGCAGCAGUCGGCGGUUCAGUCCGCGUCUCCUAAAGCCCUGCAGGCGUCCAUCUCCUCUCAGAGCGCCGGCGCGGCCCCCGGGGCCAAACCCACCAUUCAGAUCAAACAGGAGUCCGGUGUGAAGAUCAUCACGCAGCAGAUGCAGCCCAGUAAGAUCUUACCCAAGCCCUCCGGUGCCGCGCUGCCCAGCAGUAGCUCCGCCCCCAUCAUGGUGGUCAGCAGCAACGGAGCCAUCAUGACCACCAAACUGGUGUCCAAUCCCACAGGCACUCAGGCCACGUACACACGGCCGUCCGUCAGCCCCGCCAUCGGCGCUCGCGUGGCCACUUCCCCCGCCGGAGCCACCUACGUCAAGACCACGAGCGGCAGCAUCAUCACGGUCGUGCCCAAGUCUCUCGCCACGCUGGGAGGGAAGAUCAUCACCAGCAACAUGGUGUCGGGAACCACCACUAAGAUCACCACCAUCCCCAUGACGUCUAAACCCAACGUGAUCGUGGUGCAGAAAACCACCGGCAAAGGAACCACCAUCCAGGGUCUGCCGGGGAAGAACGUGGUCACGACGCUGCUGAACGCAGGGGUGAGGUCACAUGACCCUCACGUGACGCGUGGGGGUGACGAUGCGCCGCUGACGAUGCUGUGUGUGUUUCAGGGAGAGAAGAGCCUGCAGGCGGUGUCCGGAGCCAAGCCCGCCAUCAUCACCGCCUCACGGCCCAUCACCAAAAUGAUCGUGACGCAGCCCAAGAGCCUCGGCGCGGGCGUCCAGCCGACCACCGCCACCAAGAUCAUCCCCACUAAGAUCGUCUACGGACAGCAGGGGAAAACACAGGUGCUGAUCAAGCCCAAGCCCAUGGCGUUUCAGACGGCGGUGGUGAGCGAACAGGCCCGUCAGCUGGUCAGCGAGACGCUGCAGCAGGUCUCUCGCAGCGCUGAAUCUGCCGCCGGCUCCGCUCAGGAGGGGGCGCUCAAGGACGACUCGGCCUCGUUUACGGAGGGCAGCCCGGUGCCGUCCGACAGCACUCACGACUCUCAGCCGGUCGUGCACGUCAUCACCUCCAGAGGGCAGGACUGGACCGAGCAGGAAGUUGCAGUGGAAGCGAGUCCCACCAUCAUUUACCAGGACGUGACAGGAGAGUCUCAGUCGGCCACAUCCACCAUCAAAGCACUGCUGGAGCUGCAGCAGACCAGCGUGAAGGAGAAGAGCGACGCCAAACCACGACAGCACACCAUCGACCUGAGUCAGAUGGCCGUGCCGAUUCCAGCGGCCGCGGAGAGGAGACAGUCGCCGGAGCCGUCGGGUCAGACCGCCGGAGAGACGGACACAGUCACUGAAUACAUCCCUAUCGUUUCAGGUAAAGUGUGUAAAGCUGUGAUUGGAGGAGAGGUCACUGCGUCCAGCAGCCAGAAUCAGUCCACUUCCUGUCCGCCACCAGCGGCGCCGCCUACAGCCAAGAGCAGCACCGCCGCGCCUGGAGCCGCCGCACAACAGGUGGAGGGGAAGCCGCUGCAGGAGCAGAUGCUGGUGGAGGAGGGCGAGUUCGAGGGCGACACUUUGGACCCUCAGACGGGUCUGUUCUACCGCUCCUCCCAGCAGCACCUCAGCAAGCCUGCGGCCGGCCCGUCCGAGACGCCCACUUCCUCUAAGAGAGCGGAGCCGGUGUCGGUGUCGGCCAGACCCUCCGUACAGAGAGCGUCCGCGUCGCCCUCUGCUGGCCCUCCGCCCGCGGCGCCGCCCGCCUCCUCCAACCCUCCGCACACACCGCAGCUGCCCCGGCUGCAGCAGGCGCCCACCUCACACAACCGGCCCAACACACACACGCAGCUGUCGCAGCCGCCGCCGCUGCAGGCGCAUCACCCCGUGGGGAAGACGGCCGGCUGCAGUGGUCAGGUGCAGCAGCCAAUCAUAACGCAGGGCGCCACCGUCACCAAGAUCACGUUCGGCAGCCAUCACCAGUGUCCGCCCGUGUCCAGCAGCGGCGAGGCGUCCGUCAAGCUCCAGCCGGAGUCCAGCUCCAGCGCUCCUGCGGCGGAGAAACCGUCCGUCUCCGACAUCCUGAAGAUCUCCAUGAUGGAGGCGGAGAUCGACCCCGGCGCCGAGCCCAUGGUGGUGGACUCGUCCAGCGACUGCGGCCCGCUGACCAAAGCCCCGCCCGCCUCCUCGCUCAUCAGCAGCUCCAAACAGACGCUGGCGCACGGGGCCUUCAGCCGCGUCAAGAGCAAAGAGCUGGACAUCAUACAGGUGAUCCCGCAGUACUCCAUCAUGCCCGACUCCAGCCAGUCGAAUGUGGUGGUGGAGCCCAGCGGCUUCCUGGAGAUCAGCGACUACACCAGCCAGCGCCUGGACGAGGAGGCCGCCAUGGAGCAGGAAGUGGACAGCAGCAACGACGAGGGGGCGGCGGCCAGCCCCGCGGCCGACCAAUCGCAGUGAAGCCGCAGCGGAUCACGACUGGAAGAGGAAGUUGUGCUGUAUAGAGAAACAUUGAGUGAGUUUGUGCUGUAGAGCGAAGCAGCGAGAACCAUGUUUGUGUUGACUUCUACUUAAUUUAUAGUUUUAAGUAGAGCUGAUGGACUGGAACCAUUAGGACUCUGUGAUUGGUGUAAAUAGCGUUACUCAUCUCGUGCUCUCUCUCUCUCUCUCUCUCAUGUACCGUAAGCAUUUUAACUCCAUAAACUUUACUACAAAA
This is a messenger RNA of Megalobrama amblycephala (Wuchang bream), 4187 nucleotides long. RefSeq names its product EMSY transcriptional repressor, BRCA2 interacting (gene emsy). The record is from RefSeq and is a predicted model, not a curated record. Lineage: Eukaryota; Metazoa; Chordata; Actinopteri; Cypriniformes; Xenocyprididae. The coding region runs from base 308 to 3931 and encodes 1207 amino acids. Gene Ontology annotation, biological process: regulation of DNA-templated transcription. The transcript has 20 exons. Gene Ontology annotation, cellular component: nucleoplasm.